Phytophthora sojae is the source of this 345-nucleotide messenger RNA. RefSeq lists its product as hypothetical. The annotation marks the transcript as partial. The transcript has a single exon. NCBI's taxonomy places the organism in Eukaryota, Oomycota, Peronosporomycetes, Peronosporales, Peronosporaceae. The record is from RefSeq and is a predicted model, not a curated record.
AUGGAGAGCCUGCGUCGGCAACUCAUGCAUUACGGCAAGCAAGUGUCGGAUAAGGACUUUGCCGAGACGCUUCGAGAACAUGUAUCACGGACCCACCGAGACGUCGUUCGACGGUUUUCGAAGCAUUACGUCGUCCGUGACGGUGGAGCCGUAAGACCCGUUCCGACUGCUGCCCAAGUGAUGAAUGCAUUGCGUGCAGAGUCAGCUCUUGAUGAGCGGGUUGCGUGUGAGGAGGAAUCGAAGCCAGCGCACAUCUGCUCGUGUGGCAAGCAGGCGCAGGAUGACUCACAGCAAUCCAAGAAGAACAAAAGCAAGGGCAAGCAGCAAAAAGGAAAGAGCCGGUAC